Dujonia railenensis is the source of this 831-nucleotide messenger RNA. The record is from the annotation of a GenBank genome assembly. Lineage: Eukaryota; Fungi; Ascomycota; Pichiomycetes; Serinales; Debaryomycetaceae.
AUGUCGUCAGUUAUUAAGUCGUGGGCCGAUGCCGAGGAUGAAAUUCCGCAACCAGAAGUCACCACAAAUCCAGAUGGUACCAAAACAGUCAUCUCAUACAGAUUAAAUACCAAGGGACAGAAGGUUAAAAUAACCCAAAAGAUCAAAGAAGUCAAAGUACAAGAAAGAGUCCAUCCCCUGAUUGCUAUUCGUAAAAACUGGAGUAAAUAUGGUAAAGAAAAGAACACGCCACCGGGCCCAGACACAAGAACUACUCAAUUAGGAGAAAUAGUAGAGUUGAAUUUGGGUACCUCUUGGAAGGAAGUUGAAAAGCAAGAAGAAGAAGCUCAAGAAGAAAAGAAAUUACAGAACGUUCAAAGAAUCAAAUGUAGAAUUUGUGGAGGUGAACAUUUCACAUCCAAGUGUCCAUUUAAGGAUACUUUGGGAGCCGAAGCUGCAGCCAAUGAGUUGGCCAACGCUGAAGCUGCUGCUGCACAAGAUGGUGGCGAUGAUGGUUCAAUGCAAAACGGUAAGUAUGUUCCAAGACACAUGAGAAGAGAUGCCAGCGGUAACUUGCCAGUACAGCAAGGAAGAGACGACUCUACCACUUUAAGAGUAUCACAAUUGAACAAUAUUGUUGAUGAAGAUAUGUUAAGAAACGAAUUGUUUGCGAGAUACGGACCAUUGCAAAGAGUUACUGUGGUUAGAGAUAGGGACACUGGAGAUUCCAGAGGUUUUGCAUACGUUGCCUUUGCCUCCGAGGGUUUGGCCGAACAAGCAUUGAACGAGUUGAACGGAAAGGGUUACCAUUCUUUGAUUUUACACUUGGAAUGGUCUAAGAAGAAGAAAUAA